AUGUAUGACACGAUCAGAGAUGCCCCUUUCGGCCAAGCUGUUCGGUUCUUGUCGAACGGUCGAACAUUUUCUGCGCCAGAAGAGAAACAAAGCUUUGCACUCCCUGCCAAAUAUGCACUGGUCUCAGUUCCCACUCCAAUCCAGCCCGGCGACAACGAUGACAAGCGUAAUUCAGAGAUACCAUCUGAACCCGACGACAGACGCCAAAGCGCAAUUCCCUCUGAGUUUGAGGAGAAACGGAAAUCAGACAUUCCUUCUGAGUCACCAUCCGACCAGCUGAGUGGCAUCCGAUGGGAUGGCGAUCAGCAAGAGGAGUACUCUGCCGCUGAUGUAGAAAGAAAUUUCCAGCCACUCGCUGUGCAGCCAAGCAAUGAUAGCACCACCAUCGUGACUUGGUAUUCCGACACUGAUCCAGACAACCCUCAUAAUUGGAGCAAUACAAAGAAGAUAUGGGUCGGUGCUGUUAUCCUUUUCUACACCCUUGCUGUCUAUAUCGGCGCAUCGCUUUACAGUUCCUCCAUUCCAGCCAUGAAGGAGAAGUGGAACUUGAGUACCGUCGGAGCAUCUGCGGGCAUGGCCUUGUACGUCGUUGGGUAUGGCCUGGGGCCGAUGAUCCUUUCACCACUAUCCGAGAUUCCGUCAAUCGGACGCAAUCCGCCAUAUAUCAUCGGCAUGGCUAUCUUUGUGAUCCUGUGCGUCCCAACGGCCAUGGUUGAUCAUUAUGCUGGCAUGCUUGUGCUACGACUUCUCACAGGUGCAUUUGGCAGUCCAGCUCUCGCAUCAGGUGGCGCCAGUUAUGGCGACUUCUGCGGUCCAAUUGCGAUGCCGUAUGCAAUUGCACUCUGGGUAGCGGGCGCUUCAUGCGGUCCAGCUCUGGGGCCAGUAAUUGGUAACUUCGCCGUCGUAGGCGAAAACUGGCGCUGGCCAUUCUGGGAACUGCUUUGGAUUAGUGGACCUGUCUUCCUGCUGAUGUUCUUCACCCUGCCAGAGACUUCUGCCGAUUGGAUCUUGCGGGAGCGCGCGAAAAGGCUUCGUAAGUUGACCGGCCGCUCCGAUCUCAAAGCCAAAUGCGAAGUGCGACAGCGCAAGAAGAGCAGAAAAGCUGUUUUGUAUGACGCCCUCAUAAAACCGUGGGAAAUCAAUGCGAAAGAUCCUGCCGUGCUCUUUACGACCGUAUAUACUGGGCUUACGUAUGGGAUCUACUACUCCUAUUUCGAAUCAUUUCCCAUGGUUUUCGGGGAGAUAUACAACUUCCGAUUCGGCAUUAUGGGAGUUGCCUUUCUAUCAAUUGCUGUCGGCGUCCUUCUUGGGUUCCUGGCCUGGGUGGGCUAUUUCUACUUCUAUGCCGACAAGACGUUUGCCAAAAUCAUGGCUACAGGAGCCAUGCCACCACCGGAAGCUCGACUUGUACCUGGUCUGAUCUUCACCUGGUUCAUCCCGGCAGGAUUGUUUUUAUAUGCAUGGACAUCUCGCGAAUCUGUACACUGGAUGGUACCCCUUAUUGGUGUCGUCAUCACAAUCGCCGGAGUCUUCAUUAUCUCCCAGUGCAUGCUGAUCUACCUGCCCUUCACCUAUCCCAAGUACGCCGGCUCGCUGUACGCAGCAAAUGGGUUCUCGAGAGCAAUGCUUGCCGCAGCUGCCAUUCUGUUCUCGACUCCGAUGUUCGAUAAUAUGGGCGUGGACAAAGGGGUCACGCUUCUCGCCGGCUUGUGUUGUGGCUGUUCAGCAGGUGUGUAUAUUCUGUACUUCUUCGGCGCUAAACUGAGAGCGAGAAGCAAGUUUGCGGAGAGCUAG
Molecule: messenger RNA, 1794 nt
Organism: Cercospora beticola
Lineage: Eukaryota; Fungi; Ascomycota; Dothideomycetes; Mycosphaerellales; Mycosphaerellaceae
Product: MFS transporter
Biological process (GO): xenobiotic detoxification by transmembrane export across the plasma membrane
Cellular component (GO): plasma membrane
Molecular function (GO): fluconazole transmembrane transporter activity
Source: RefSeq, a predicted model, not a curated record